AUGACAGAUAAAGAAGGAACAGGUGAUGGAGAACAGGAUGACAUCUCGUUUUUGCGGACGGGAGAUAUCGUUGCAAUGACAUGUAUGGCAUCAGCUAGUCGUGAAGGUGUUCUCGGUUCCGAAAGAGUUUGUCUCUGCACCGAAGGCUUCGGCAAUCGGAUGUGUUCAUUGGAAAACGUUUCGGAUAGGGAUCUUCCAGCAGAUAUAUCUAUGUGCAUGCUGUAUAUCGAUAAUGCGUUAUCGGUACGAGCGCUUCAGGAAAUGAUGAGUAAUGAUAAAGAACUGAGAGGAGCAGGUAGUGGUGGAGGUCACAAAACUUUGUUAUAUGGCCAUGCAGUACAACUCAAACAUGUACAAAGUGAAAUGUAUCUGGCUUGCCUGUCAUCAUGCUCAUCGAACGACAAGUUGGCGUUUGACGUUGGCGUACAAGAAAAUAAUGAAGGUGAAGCGUGCUGGUGGACGAUUCAUCCUGCUUCUAAACAACGAUCAGAAGGGGAAAAAGUUCGUGUGGGUGAUGAUGUCAUUUUAGUUUCUGUUGCGACCGAACGAUAUCUGCACAUGACACAUAGCAAAGGAUUCAUGGUUAUUGCAUCAUUUCAUCAAACACUUUGGAAUAUCACUUCUGUGAGUUCAGGAAGCGUACGAAUACGAAAUAUGGGAGCACUCUUUGGGAAUGAUGUCUUACGAUUUUUUCAUGGCAACGAUGAAGUUUUGACGAUACCUGAAAAUUGGAGCGAGCAUCCGCAGCAAAAUAUGGCAAUUUACGAAGGUGGAGCUGCGGUGUCACAAGCCAGAUCACUUUGGCGCAUCGAAUUAAUCCGAAUUAAAUGGCAUGGAGCACUGGUUGGUUGGGAACAACCGUAUUUGGGUGUUAUGGAAAAUGUAAUUCAACUGUACGACAAGGAUAAAGCAGAAUUCGAUACAACUGCUUUCGUCAUGUAUCAAACUAAAGACUUAAAGAAACAGCUGUUGGAAGAAAAAGAAGAAGGAAUGGGUGUUGCAACAAUUCGAUACGGUGAAACAAAUGCUUUUAUUCAGCACAUCAAAACGGAGUUAUGGCUUUCUUAUCAGACAUCGGAAACAACGAAAAAGGGUCUUGGAAAAGUAGAAGAAAAGAAAGCCGUAGCACUAAAAGACGGUCACAUGGACGAUUGCUUCACAUUUUUCAUGGCACUUGAAGAAGAAUCAAAAUCGGCUCGUGUCAUACGAAAAUGUUCAUCGGUACUCAAUCGAUUCUUGAGGGGUAUCGAAGCAUUGCAACGAGAAGGAAAACAAGCACAGGAUUGGAAUCGUGUCGAUUUAAGCGAAGUGCUGAAGCUCAUGGAGGAUCUGAUCGAUUAUUUUGCACAGCCAGAUGAAGAUGAUUUUGAAGCUAGUCAAAAUCGUUUACGUGCUUUGAGGAGUCGCCAAGAUCUCUUUCAAGAAGAAGGUGUCUUGAAUAUGAUUCUAGAUACUAUUGAUAAAUUUUCACAAAUGGAAGCAGUGCGUGAUUUUGCUGGACUUCUUAAUGAGGAUACACAGAUGAUGUGGGAAGAAAUCUCUACUUAUUUGUACCUCCUUGUUGCUGCAAUGAUCAAGGGGAAUCAUUACAACUGCGCACAAUUUGCAUCAGCUCAGCGACUGCAGUGGUUAUUUGGACGACUAUCAAAUCCACAAUCAGCAGAAGGUAUACUAGAUGUACUAUACUGCGUGUUGACUGAAUCACCAGAAGCGCUGAAUAUGAUUAAUGAAAGUCAUAUCAAAUCGGUGAUAUCACUUUUGGAGAAAGUCGGAAGGGAUCCUAAGGUACUUGAUGUCUUAUCAUCACUCUGCGAAGGCAAUGGGAUGGCAGUACGAAGCAGUCAGAAUACAAUUACUCAGUAUUUAUUGCCUGGAAAAGAUCUGUUAUUGCAAACGAAAAUGAGGGAUCAUGUAAGCAGUAUGACACCUAAUAUCUUAGUUGGUGUUGUUGAGGGAAGUUCACAAUUUCGACGAUGGUAUUAUGAAGCUGAAGUUGAACAUAUUGAGCGGAUGACGAAGACAGAACCAUACCUUCGGAUUGGAUGGGCAAAUAGCAUGGGCUAUAAGCCGUUUCCUGGCUCUGGUGAUGGAUGGGGCUGUAUUGGUGUUGGUGAUGAUUAUUAUUCAUAUGGAUUCGAUGGUCGUUGUAUUUAUUGCGCAACUAAAAAACACGUUAUUUGGACUCGAACACUGCAAAAAGGAGAUGUUGUUGGUUGUUUGCUUGAUCUGAAUAUACCAGAAAUAAGCUUCACAGUCAAUGGACAAUCAACUGCUGGGAUGUUUAAAAAUUUCAAUAUUGAUGGAUUUUUCUUUCCGGUUAUGUCCCUUUCUGCCAAAGUCAGUUGUCGCUUCAUGUUCGGUGGUAUAGAAGGACGUUUGCGCUUUGGACCGCCCCCGGGCUUCAGUGCCCUAAUUGAGGCAGCAGCAAAUAAGUUGGAAAUUGGAGAAUGCGUUUCUUUCGGUGAUAUUGCGAAGAAUGUGUAUACAGGUCCUAGCAUCUUACGUCAAAACACGGAACCAUUUGUACCAAAAUUGGUUGACAUCUCGGCCGUUGUACUACCUCACUUUGCAAUGGAAAUACACGAAAAAAUGGCGGAAAAUUUGCAUGAAUUAUGGGCAAUGCGAAAAAUUGAACUUGGCUGGAGUUAUGGAGAGGUAAGGGAUGAGAAAACUCGGCGUCAUCCAUGCCUGACAUCGUUCCAACAACUACCACCGAACGAGAAAGCUUAUAACAUCAAUCUUGCUAUUGACACUAUGAAAACAAUUGAAGCUUUACGAUAUCAUAUGAUCUUAGAUGAACCUCCAGUUCGCUUACGACCUGUACGUCUCCCUCAGAACUAUCAACAAAGCAAUGGAUUUAAACCACAACCUUUGGAUUGUCAUGAAAUUGUUCUUGAUGAUAAUAUGUUUUCAUUAAUUGAUGCAUUGGCCAAAAAUACUCAUAAUGUUUGGGCAAGAGAAAAGAUUCGUCGUGGAUGGACUUUUGGCCUUAAUGAGUUUGUGAAUAUAAGCCAAAAACGAAGUCCACAUUUGGUACCAUACGAAGUAGUCGAUCAGCGAAUCAAAGAAGCUAACAGAGAAUCAGCUACAGAAUUUAUCAAGACCCUGCAAUUGUUCGGAAUUUUUUUGGAAUCGCCUGUUUUAGAACACGAUGAAGGUGCGGAAAAGGAAUUGAAAGUGACAAAAGCAUUUUCGCGCACUUAUCGUGCCGAAGCACUGUAUGCGGUUUCCAGCGGGAAAUGGUACUUUGAAUUUGAAGUGCUCACAUCGGGAUUUAUGAAAGUUGGCUGGAUGGAUAUAAGUGCACAGUCAACGGUUGAUAUUGGAACGGAUGAUAGGUCAUAUGGAUUUGAUGGAUAUUUAGCCCGCAAAUGGCAUCAGGGAGCUGGUACAUAUGGAAGAGAAUGGAAAAUUGGCGAUAUCGUAGGAGCGUUUCUUGAUCUCAGCGAUCAUACAAUAUCAUUUUCAUUGAAUGGCGAACUGCUGUUGGAUCCUUCCGGAUCAGAAAUGGCCUUCGACAAUGUUCUUGUAACAGAUGGAUUUGUGCCAGCAAUGACAUUUAGUGCAGGACAGAGAGCAAAAUUGAAUUUUGGCCAGGACUCAAAUAGCUUGAAAUAUUUCACCACAUGCGGUCUACAAGAGGGAUAUGAGCCAUUUUGUGUCAACAUGUAUCGCCAAAUGCCAAUGUGGUACGCUAAAAGAUUACCUCAAUUUGAAGAUAUUGGAUUAAAUUCAACAAUAGAAGUUUCACGAAUACCGGCAACCGGAAACAAUCCUCCAUGUUUGAAGAUUACGCAGAAAGAGAUUGAUACGGGUGAUAUGACAGCUCAGGAAAAGGCUAAAAUGGAGUAUAUUCGAUUGUCUCUACCUGUGAAAUGUAACGAGAAACUUCAGCCUACAAAGGAUAAGGAGUCAAUAAUGCGUUCUCUGCAUGAGAUUGAAAAACAAUUGGCUGAAGAAGCACAACCUGUACCUACGAUCAGACAUCCAGCUAUCCCCAAAGAAUUUGGUGACGACACUAAAAAAUCACUUGGACGAUCGUUACUGUCAGCUUUCAAACACAGUGCAGAAGAAGAUGAAAGUUCGGCACGCUCAAAACCAAUAUCGUUUGAUGGUGACCAUCAUCUUGCAGAAACAUCUACCAUAAGAAUGUCUGGAAGUAUGCUUGAAUUAUCAAGUACUGGUGAGCAACGAGACGGAAAACACAAACGAGGCGGUUUGAUGGCGAGAUUCCAUCAAAGGAAAAAAGAAGGAAUGUCUAGCGAAAAUAAACGCACCACAGGCAUGCUGGUAGAUGGACAUAUUGUAAGUGUGGACACUAUUUCUGCAGAAAAUAUACCGCCUUCCAUGUCAAAAGAUGACCAGGAUAUGCCUCAAUCAGGUCCUGGACGGUCCCGACGCGGUUUGAUGGGGUCAGAUAAGUGGAAAAAAAAGAACGAAAAAUUUCUGGAGCAUCGGAGACCAUCGAUUGCAGCUCUUGAACAAAGUGUUAUUAUAGACGGAAAUGUUCCAAGCGAUGAUGUGAGGACUAUGAUUGAACUCGGUGAUAAGAUCGAUGAAUUUUACUACGCAAUUCGAAUUUUCCCAGGACAAGAUCCUGCAAAUGUUUGGGUUGGCUGGGUAACACCAAAGUAUCAUUUUUAUGCUGAGCGUUUUAUCACUGGAGAAGCUAUUCGGCGUUGCAAAUACCAGGGAACGAGUGAAAAUGUUAAUGAAGGAGAGAGCUUAGAAUAUCGGAACUGUUAUGUGGUGAACGCCGCAGAGUUGCUACAAUCAGUGCCAGAACCAGGGAAUACUAAAGUAUCCGGCCUGUUGAUCGGUUGUAUCAUUGAUACAUCUGUUGGAGAAUUAUCAUUUUUGGCUUCAAAACAAGACACUGGUUUUCGAUUUAAGCUCGAACCUGGUGCUAUUCUCUAUCCUGCUGCAUUUGUAGCACCUACAAGCGCCGAAGUUUUGCAAUUCGAACUUGGACGAAUAAAGUACACUUUCCCGUUAUCAUCGGCAAUGUUCAAAUCCUCACACAAAAGUUUGUUACCAUUUUGUCCACCACGACUAACGGUUGAGAAAUUAAAUCCCGUUCACUGGGCUCGAGUACCUAAUGAAUGUUUACGAACAACAGCUCUUAAACUUUCUGAUUUUAGAGGUUGGUCUGUUCUGUGUGACGAUCCAGUGCGCAUAAUGUCCAUUUACAUACCGGAAAAGGACACUAGUUAUGACAUUCUGGAAAUGAUUGAGCAUAAUGAUUUGUUGACAUUCCAUCGACAAACUCUCAACCUAUAUUGUAAAUUAGCAGCGCAUGGAAACCAGAAAGUAGCGCAUAUUUUAUGCUCACAUGUUGACGAAGAUCAGAUUCUGUAUGCAGUGAAGAGUCAUUAUCUUUCGGGACCUCUUCGGCAAGGAUUCCACGAUUUCCUUAUAGCCGUUCACUUACGAACAUAUGUUAAUGCACGUCAGUCUACUACCCAUGAAUAUGUUAUUCCAUUAAAGCAAAAUCACGAAAUCAAAAAUGUCUUUCAUCCAGAGAUUGAGGACCGUUUUCCCCAAAUUCUCGGACCGACAAUCUCCAUUCGACCAGUAAUAGUAUGCAGUGAAGUGCGCAGCAAUUUCGGAAUGGACGCGGAAUCAAAGCUUUUACCGCCUGCGUUCAACUUCGUUGCUUUGAAGGCUCAUGUUAUGUCAGCGUUAAGUAGCGCAACCGAACAUGCUGUUAUCAGUUGCAGGGAUUUAAUUGGUGGAAACUGUUUAAAUCAUUUUGAACCACUUUUCAAAUUGUUUAAUGCUCUGUUAGUAAUCGGAAUAUUUGAUGACGAUGAUCUGAAAGAUGUUAUGAAAUUAAUUCAUCCUAUUGCCUUUGAUGAAAAUUAUGUUCCAGGUUUGAAACAAAAAGGUUUGACAGAAAUUGAGUUGGCGGAGGGUGUGAAAAUUCAGCUUACGAUUAUCCUUGAAAAUAUCUGCAACAUCCAACUGAGGCAUCGGGUUGAAUCGUUGGUUUCUUUCGCUGCUGGAUUUGUCAAUGAUUUACAGCAAGAUCAGUUUUCCAGAUAUAUGUCGAUCAAACAGACAAAUAUGACACCAGCUGAAGCAGCCAGGCGUACGAAAGAAUUUCGAUGUCCACCUCGAGAGCAAAUGUUUCGAUUAAUGAAAUGCAAAGCGGUACCGGACGAUAGUAUAGGCAUAAUGUUGGAUGAUGAAACGGAAUACGACCAAUGUCCAAUGAAUGAGACAUUACAGCAACAAUUAAGACAAUUUUGUUCACUGUUAGUGGGCAGAGUAGGAUGCGUUAAGAGUGAAGAGCGUAAUAAGCUCUCAGAGUUGGUGAUUCUGGAAGAAGCCAAUUCAUGGGUGGAUCAGUUAGCUCAGCUUGUUAUUCGGGUACCACCACCAUUCACUGGCGAGGAUAAAAGCAUGAAUCAUAAUGGAACAGAAAGUUUUAGGCUUAUGAUUUGCACAAUGCUGAAGUCUUGGGCAACGUCUUCAGUGAUAGAAAGUAACGAGUUGAUCCGAAAGAUGUUCAGUCUUCUUUUGCGCCAGUAUACUGGUGUUGCUGAGAUGAUGAAGGCUUUGUCGCAAACAUAUGUGUUGCACGAACGUAAUAUAGAGGAUGUACAAGAUUUCAUUGAAAAUUUGGUCCAAGUUCGGGAGCUGCUUAGUGUGCAAUUUGAAAGUGCUGAAGAAGCGAUCCUAAAAAGGGGAUUAUGGAAACUAAUGAACAACCGCAUUUUCUUUCAACAUCCUGAUCUGAUGCGUCUUCUAACAGUGCAUGAAAAUGUAAUGUCCAUUAUGAUGAACGUCCUCACAGCACAACAAGGAGCUACAAAUCAUGGCGAGCAUACAGAACAUGUUGAAAAUAUGGAAGAAAUUGUAAAUGCACAAGAUUCUAAGGAUGCGUCUGAAAUGGUCGUUGCGUGCUCACGUUUCCUAUGUUACUUCUGUCGAACUUCUCGUCAAAAUCAAAAAGCCAUGUUUGAGCAUCUAUCGUUUUUGUUGGAUAACGCAACUAUGCUUCUUGCAAGACCAAGCUUGCGAGGUUCUGUGCCACUUGAUAUUGCAUAUUCGAGCUUCAUGGACAAUAAUGAAUUGGCUUUGGCUUUGAAGGAGGAAGAACUGGAUAAAGUUACAGUAUAUCUUAGCAGGUGUGGAUUGCAGCCAAAUUUAGAAUUGGUCGCUAAAGGUUAUCCAGAUAUUGGUUGGGAUCCAGUGGAAGGUGAACGGUACAUUGACUUCUUGCGAUUCUGUGUUUGGAUCAACGGAGAAAGUGUCGAAGAGAAUGCGAAUUUAGUGAUACGGUUAUUGAUUCGUCGGCCGGAAUGUCUUGGUGUUGCGCUGAAAGGUGAAGGACAAGGACUAUUCUCAGCAUUUAAGGAGGCAAUCGCACUUUCAGAGGAUAUUCGGACGUUGGAAGAGAAUAAGAAUCGUGCUGUCAUCCAUAGUGCGCUAUUGAGAGAACAGCCACAUUAUCCAAACAAAGAGACAGAAGGUGAAGAUUAUGUUGACCUUGGAGCUGCAACGCUGGAUUUCUAUUCUUCGCUCGUUGAUUUGCUCGCUAAAUGUGCUCCCGAUAAAAUUAACAUACAAGCUGGAAAAGGAGACUGUAUGCGAGCCCGCGCUAUAUUGCGUUCAUUGAUUUCGUUGGACGAUUUGGGUCAAAUCCUAGCUUUACGUUUUACUAUACCAAAUUUGAUAACUUCAGUAGCGACAGAUGAUGUUGGACCAUUACCUGGUCUUCUUCCAAAUCAUAAACAGUCAGUUCUCCUAUUCCUGGAUCGUGUUUAUGGUAUCGAUUCACAAGAAAUGCUUUUCCAUUUUCUUGAGAAAAGUUUCCUACCAGAUCUUCGAGCUGCUACGAUGAUGGAUUCGCCAUGCUCUGUGGAAAGUGAUACGGCGUUAGCACUAAAUCGUUAUCUGUGCAACGCUGUGCUACCUUUACUUACCAGUCAUUCAUAUUACUUUGCUGACGCUGAACAUCAUGCUGCACUUCUCGAUACUACGUUGCAUACGGUCUAUAGCAUGAAUCAUCUGCGAUCAUUGACUAAAAAUCAACGUGAUGCGGUAUCAGAUUUUCUGGUUGCCAUCACUCGUGAACUUCCACCACCAAUGAUGGUCAAAUUGAUGCGCAAAGUUAUCAUUGAUAUCCAGGAAAUGGAUGAGAAUCUUUUGGUUCCACUGCGAAUUCUAACACUACAUUACGAACGCUGUACGAAAUAUUAUGGAUCGGGGAAUAUUUAUGGAAUGGCUUCUGAGACAGAAAAGAGAUUAUCCAUGCUACUGUUCUAUGCUAUUUUCGAUUCGCUUGGUAGUAAACAGUAUGAUCCGGAACUAUUUGGGAAAGCUCUUCCGUGUCUGACUGCUAUUGGCUCAGCAAUAUCGCCGGAUUAUACGCUGACGACUACCGGCGACGAUACGGACAGGAUUCAGAAAACAAAAGAUCGCGGAAUCUGGAAUCCGGAUCCGGUUGAUGUCAGUGAAGUUCACUUUGACGAUGACUUGAAGUCAGUAGUAGCCAAAUUUGCAGAACAUUUUCAUGACUCAUGGGCCAGCAGGAAGAUCGAAAAAGGUUGGAAUUACGGUGAGCUGUAUUCACGUCAAGCUCUCACGCAUCCAAGAUUAAAACCUUUUGUAUUCUUGCCCGAUUUCGAAAAAAACUUCUAUCAAGAACGUUGUGCGGAAUGUUUGCGUGCUCUAUUGGUAUGGAAUUACUCGAUUGAAUUAACGGAUCGUGAUGCUGCCGAUAAAGCUAUUCAAAAUAAUACUUCUUUGGGUAGCUCGAUUGAAAAUUUCAAUCCUAAACCAGUGGACUUAUCGAAUAUGACACUGGAAAAAGAUAUGACGGGCAUUGCAGAAAAGAUGGCGGAAGAGUCUCACAAGAUAUGGGCUAAAAAGGUGCUCGCAGAUUUAAAUAGAGGAGGCACUAUGCCACCACAACUUGUGCCAUGGGAUUUGUUGACCGAUUUUGAACGUCGAAAAGAUCGGUUUCGAGCUGCAGAAAUUCUGAAAUUUCUUCAAUACCAUGGAUAUCGCGUUUGGAGUUCAAAUAAGCCUGAGCCAUCCGCGGAACGUGUCAAAAUUGAUAGUGAACGUAGUUCAGUGGAGAAACGAUUUGCAUAUAACUUGCUGAAGAAACUAAUCCAAUAUCUGGAGCAGGCAUCUUUAAAAAUGAAGACAAUUAAGCCUAGUCAGGAGCUCACACGUCAGAACAGUUUUAGGAAAGAAGGCCAAGAUGUGAAGUUCUUCGAAAAAGUAGUAUUACCUUUGAUGCAUGCGUAUUUUAAUGCACAUAAGAAUUAUUUCUUGGCUAAUAGCAGUGUUGUGCAAACCGGAAUGGCUUCCGAUAAGGAAAAAGAAAUGGUUGCAAACUUAUUUUGUCGACUAGCAUCGCUACUUCGCUUUAAAAAUCAUGCUUUCGGAAAUGUUGCAAAGAUAACCGUACGAUGUUUGCAAGGUCUUAUCCAAUCACUUGAUUUGAGAACAUUAGUGAAAAUAAAUUCGGACAUUGUGCGCACCGGUUUAUUGACAUUUUUCAACAAUUGUGCCGAUGAUCUAUUUUCCGCUGUUGAAGAACUUCAAAAUGGUGGACAGUAUUCGUUAUUACGAGGCCAAAAUUUAAAAUCUUGGGUAUCACUAGAAUUCGCCAAUCAGAUGAUUAUUCCUGUACUGACGACGAUGUUUGUACAUUUGGCUAUAAAUCAUUUUGGCAGUGAUUUAUUAUUGGAUGAAAUUCAAGCAGCAUGUUAUAAAAUUCUGGACAGUGCAUAUCUUCUGAAUAGUUUAGCAGCAACUACUUCGCAAAGGAAAUCAAUUGCUUAUGAAAUGGAUAAGCAUCGUCCAGCUCUUGGUCAGUGUCUUGCAGCAUUCGCUGGAUGUUUUCCUGUAGCCUUUUUGGAAGAUAAGUUUAAUAAAAAUAAUAAAUAUUCGUUAUUGGCUAAGUCGCAAGAUCAAUCUGUACAAGUACAAGAAAUGUUGCAAAAUUUGUUGGCACAUAUUCCUCAACUGGAUAAGUUAUUAACGGAAGUGGAGCAAGUGGGACAAUCAGGUGCCAUGUAUCGCGAACAACCAGCUGCUUACGAUGUCGAUUUACCACUUAUUUGUUCUUACUUGACUUACUGGUGGCAGCUUGGCCCCGACAGCAGUAAUCGAUCGACUGUACCAGUCACGGAUGUUGGUAAUGAACACAUCAAUCGAAUUUUCCGUGCACUUCUCCAGAUGAUUCAUAAUCACAUUGGUGUAGAGAAUGCUUCCUGGCUUUGUCGGAUUAAUUUUUUCUCUGUUCAAAUUAUACCAUACGUGAGCUGCGAUGCGGUGAAAGAUUACAUGCUUCCAGUUGCAGAACGCUUAAGGCGCUUGGCGGAAAAAGCAUAUAGAGAAGAGGAACAUAUGCGUACUCAUCCUGAUGAUGCUGAUGAAGGCACGGUUGCUGAGGAUAACGCUCAUCUCGUACGAGAUGUGUACGCCUAUUUCCCAAUUUUAAUGAAAUAUACAGACUUGCAUCGGGCACAGUGGCUAAAAUCACCGUCUUGGGAAACAGACGGUGUUUACGAGAAUGUUGCUAUAAUUUUCAAAAUCUGGUCUCUUUCACAGCAUUUUAAGCGUGAAGAAUUGAAUUUUAUGGCUCAAUAUGAGGAUGAAUCGGUAGCUGGUGGUACUGGUGAAAUGAAAACUGGAAAAGCUGCUAUUGCGGAACGUAAAAAGAAACGGCGUGAAGGACAGAUGCGUAAAGACAAGCAUGCAGGUUCGAUCGUGAUAGCUUGUUUGAAGCGAUUAUUGCCCGUUGGUUUAAAUGUAUUCGGUGGUCGUGAGUUGGACAUAGUGCAACAGGCGAAAGAAAAGUUCUUGGCCAAGGAACCGGAAGAUAAAAUACGUGAACUUGUUCGUUCUCUCCUUGACAUACCAGCUAAGACAGAUCCGACUGAUAAGAAUGCUUGGCAAUUAAAUCUUUAUCGCAAAAUCGGAAAAUCCCAAAUGCGGAAUAAGGAUGUAAUGACGCUCGAUGGAAUAGUCGAUAAAAUAACAAGUAUGGGUCAGGUGGUCGCUAUCCUACACGUUACAGAACAUCCACAAGGCUCGAUGGUUAAUGCUUGGAAGACAAUGUUAUCCAGUCAACGCAAAAGAGCUGUCGUUGCUUGCUUCAGAAUGAUUCCACUCUAUGGAAUUCCGAGACAUCGAGCUAUCAAUUUCUUCCUGCCGGCCUUUAACAAACUUUGGCUGGAAGAUGAAGAUGUUGGACAAGAUGCAUUGAUCAAGGAGCUUACAUUAGAAGAUGAAAAACAAGAACAAGCAUACAGUAAAUCUGGAGAUGAGGACGUGUUAAGUGACGAAAAAGACGAAAAGCCUCAAGCUCUUCCAGACCCACUGAAACAACUAAUUCAGUGCUUCCAACGUGCAGCAACAAGUGAGCAGAGUCAAACGAUCUCCAUUGCUAAUGAUUCACUGUUUGUGAAUUUUGCUCAAGUGAUGUCGAAAUCGAUACACAUCGAAGAUGAGGAUGAAGGCGACGACGAGGGGGAGCUUGAUCAGGCGCAGAAAGAAGAAAUAUCGCAAGCGCUUCGUGCAGAACAAGCAGUUCUGGCAGAUCGCGGGGCAGCAAUAAUGUGUCUCAUGUACUUGUCUGCUAGUAAUGGUGAACCAAGUGAUAUGGUGGCAGAAGCCCUACAACUAGGCAUUCAUCUUCUCAAUGGCGGAAAUAGCAAAAUUCAAGAGAUGUUGAUCGAUUACCUGCAACUAAAAAAGGAUGUUCGCUUCUUCACUUCAUUAGCUGGUUUGAUGAAUAAGUGCAGUGUGCUGAAUCUUGAAAUGUAUGAACGACAAAUCAAGGCUGAGGGUCUUGGUAUGGGUGCUGAAUUAGCUGCUGCUGCUAACCAAAAUCUAAAUGAUUCUGAAUUUACAUGUAGUCUUUUCCGAUUCCUACAGCUAACCUGUGAAGGGCAUAAUUUAGAAUUUCAAAAUUAUCUUCGAGCUCAACCUGGACAUACGACAAGUGUAAAUCUGAUCAACUGUACUGUUGAUUAUUUGCUAAGGUUGCAAGAAUCAGUGAUGGACUUCUAUUGGCACUAUUCAAGCAAGGAUGUAAUUGAUGAGAGUGGAAAGGAGUAUUUCCUGAGGGCUAUUCAUGUGUGUAGUCAGGUAUUCAACACACUUACAGAAAGUAUACAGGGUCCCUGUACUGGAAAUCAGAUGACACUUGCAAACUCUCGUUUGUGGGAUGCUAUCAACGGAUUCUUCUUUCUCUUUGCGCAUAUGAUGGAGAAAUUGUACAAAAAUAGCACGCAGUUGGAAUUAUUAAGAGAAUUUUUAAAUCUGCAGAAGGAUAUGAUUGUAUUGAUGUUAUCUAUGCUUGAGGGAAAUGUACUUAAUGGUUCCAUUGGCAAACAGAUGGUCGAUGCAUUAGUUGAAAGUGAGCAAAAUGUAGAAAUGAUAUUGAAGUUUUCGGAUAUGUUCUUGAAGUUGAAAGAUUUAACAACGUCACAAGCAUUCCAAGAUUUCGAUACAAACCGUGAUGGCUGGAUAUCACCUAAAGAAUUUCAGCGCGCUAUGGAAAGUCAGAAAAUGUACUCCGUUGAGGAAAUAACAUACCUAAUGAUGUGUACAGAUGUGAAUAAUGACGGUAAAGUAGAUUACAUGGAAUUCACAGAACGUUUCCACAAUCCUGCCCGAGAUAUCGGUUUCAACGUAGCUGUACUUCUUACGAAUCUCAAAGAGCAUAUCACGAAUGAUCCACGCCUGGAAAAAAUAAUCAAACAAGCGAGCAGUUUGUUGGAGUAUUUCGAUCCUUAUUUGGGUCGAAUCGAAAUAAUGGGUUCCAGCAAGAAAGUAGAGAAAAUCUAUUUUGAGAUUCAAGAAUCGUGGUUGGAACAAUGGAGUAAGCAACAAAUUAGAGAUUCCAAGAAUUCUUUCCUUUUCAACGUGCUUCAGGAUGAUGGUGGAGAUCAAGGAAAACUGGAGGCAUUUAUUAAUUUUUGUGAAGAUACUAUUUUUGAGAUGCAACAUGCAGCAGAAAUCAGUGCUGGUGAUAUAGCGGAUUCAAAAAUUGAACGAGCAAAGAAACAGCGUGAUUAUUUCCUACAGCAAACUUCAGCUGGCGCACAGAUUUCGGCAACCUUCAAAACUGGAUUCACGUAUGGCGUCAAUGCGGCAAAUGCUUUAAAGCCUGCAAAUGUAAAAAAAAUAUUUAACACAGCUAAUGCUACCCUCAGAUCAAUGACAUGGGCUCAGCUAGUAUUUGCCAUUAUCACUUUAUCAACAAAAGUUUCCGUGAAAGUAGCAAUGUUCAUUUAUCUGGUCAUCUGUACCUUGUUACGAUUUGGUUAUUAUUUGAUGACGCCGGAUCGUGAUGAAUUGGAGGUAGAACAACCUGCAUUAACAAUGCUUGAAAGCGCCGGCAUGCAGCAUACUUCUCCAGUUUGGCCAUCCCUUCAACAGUAUCGUCGUUCCUGUAAUUACGAUGUGUUUGGCGUACGUUUACCACCUACUGAUGCCCAAGCGUCAACAACACUUCAAGCACAAUCAAAGACUGAAGCCACGAUUGCACCGACAUCAGUUCAACAAUCAAAAACCGUUUUGAAACCGUCUGUGGUUGCACAGCAGUGUCCAAGUUUAUAUGAAACCCAAAGCUUUAGUGGCACUGAUGUUCACUAUAAUCAAGCACUUUCACCAACAGUAUCGGAAUAUGGCAUUAACGAUUACUAUGAGCCAAAAAUUGCUGAACAAAUUCCUCCACGUAGCCGAGGAUCGCUUCUUAAUAUGCUGGCUCGUAAUUUCAAAACAAUUGAAAAAACCACACUAUAUUUAGCUUUCUUCAUCAACGUUAUUUUACUCUUUCAUCGGAUACGAAUUUCGGAUAAUGUGACAUCAGUAAAUGAUACCGAUGAUGAUAUGGAAUCAGUUUAUAUCAGUGGAGUGAUACUGCCAUAUACAUCGUAUGAAGUGACCGGAUGGAUGCUAGCACAGUUACUCUACUGGAUAAGCGUUCUGCAUGCUGUGGCAUCAUUUGCUUUGUUGGUAUCGUUUUAUCAAUUAAAGAUCCCACUCAUAACUUUUAAGCGUGAGAAGGAAGUCGCACGGCGUUUAAUGUUCGAUGGCUGUUGGCUUACCGAAGAUGAUGAUGAAGAAAGAAGUUUGACGAAUACUGUCUUCUGGUAUAUCGAUCGUAUUGUUAUUAGCUCCAAAUCAUUUCCCAUGAAAUACUGGGAUAAAUUUGUUCGCCGGAAGACAAGACAAAAGUUUCGUGACCAGACUGAUGAAGAAACAUUAGUCACAGUCUUGGGUGAAGAUAAAUCGGCAACUGACACCUCGUUUGAUUACAGAUAUGCUUGUUGGCUGUGGCUUGGAGUGAUUUUGACAAAUGGACAAUUCUUGUAUCGUGUCCACUAUUUGCUUUGCUCAGCUCUUGGUGUUUUCGUUUCUCCUUUCUUCUAUGCCUUUCACCUGAUAGAUGUGGUACUCUCUUUCCCCAUGUUGAAAGCCAUUUUGCAAUCUGUUACUCAUAAUUUGCAACAGUUAAUUUUGACAAUCAUGAUGACAUUGGUAGUUGUUUAUUUGUAUACUGUGCUAGCAUUUAAUUUCUUUCGCAAGUUUUACGUACAAGAGGGUGAAGGAGAAGAACCACCAGACCGAAAAUGCCAUAACAUGUUGACGUGUUUCAUUUAUCAUUUCUAUGCUGGAGUACGCGCAGGCGGGGGUAUCGGUGAUGAAUUGGAGUCUCCUUACGGUGAUGAUUUGGAAUACUGGCGAAUGCUUUACGAUAUUUCCUUCUUCUUCUUCGUUAUCAUUAUUUUACUUGCCAUUAUGCAAGGCUUAAUUAUCGAUGCAUUUGGUGAAUUGCGUGAUCAACAAGAAUCAGCAACUGAGAAAUUGGAAUCAUCCUGUUUUAUUUGUGAUAUUGGCAAGGAAACAUUUGAUCGAUUGCCGCGUGGCUUCGAGAUACAUACCUCUAAAGAGCACAAUUUCGCUAAUUAUCUGUUUUUCCUCCAACAUUUGGUGAACAAAGAUGAAACAGAAUAUACAGGACAGGAGACAUAUGUUCGAGAGAAAUACGAUAAUCGUGACUGGGAAUUCUUUCCCGUUGGUGAGUGUUUCAUGAAACAGUACGAAGAUCAACUGUUACAAUCUUAA
Brugia malayi is the source of this 15105-nucleotide messenger RNA. RefSeq lists its product as uncharacterized. Gene Ontology annotation, cellular component: sarcoplasmic reticulum membrane; sarcolemma; smooth endoplasmic reticulum. Gene Ontology annotation, biological process: intracellular calcium ion homeostasis; calcium ion transmembrane transport. Gene Ontology annotation, molecular function: protein binding; ryanodine-sensitive calcium-release channel activity; calcium ion binding. The record is from RefSeq and is a predicted model, not a curated record. The coding region runs from base 1 to 15105 and encodes 5034 amino acids. Lineage: Eukaryota; Metazoa; Nematoda; Chromadorea; Rhabditida; Onchocercidae. The transcript is spliced from 106 exons.